GUUUAGACAACCUAACCUAACUCUUCCCCCUUUAAUUUUUGUAUUUUUGAUAAAUUUAUAAACAUAUUAUUGUUUAUAAAAAUGUCUUCAGAAGAUCCACUUACAUUACAGAAAAAACUGUAUUUUUUAUUAGAACAGCUUCAAAAUAUGGCUAGAGAUUUACCACCAAAAUAUCAAAUGCGAUUACCAUAUGAACUUCUCUCUAGUUUGGCAAAUUGUUUACUAAAUGAGACUAUUUUUGAAAUCGUAAAGGGACUUUUAGAAAUCCAACAUGUUACUGAACAACAUUUAUAUCAACAGAGGCUGCAGUUUAUACAUCAAAAGAAAAUGCAGGAACAGGAAAUUUUGAAACAAUACGAACAUGAUACCAAUAAAAAAAUUGAAGAACUCCAAAAAUUUAUGUUGCAACAGAAAGAAGAUUUAAAGACUUUCGAUAUGAACCUAGUUUUACAGCUUGAUCAGAAAGUAGCAGACCAACAGGAAAUUUUAGAAAAAGCUGGUGUUCCAGGUUUUUACAUUACAACAAAUCCUCUAGAAAUUAAAGUUCAAAUGCAUUUGUUGGAUUUUCUUUUGAGAUUGAGCAGAAUGCCCAUACCUCUGUAAUUAUUCAUUUGAUUUCUAAUUAAGUAUAUUGCUGGUACCAUAA
Messenger RNA from Psylliodes chrysocephalus, 646 nucleotides. The record is from the annotation of a GenBank genome assembly. NCBI's taxonomy places the organism in Eukaryota, Metazoa, Arthropoda, Insecta, Coleoptera, Chrysomelidae.